CCGCCUCUUCCGGUUACGUAACGCUUGCAAGAUGGCGGCGCCGUGGCGGUCCCUGCGCCUAGUGGCCCCCAUAUGGAAUAGAAGUACCAGGGGCAUCCAUCACCUGGGUGGGGCAGUGGACCCAGAGAGUAAUCAGAAGAGAAGGACAAUGCUCCAGCACCUGUCUGACUAUUUCUACGAUGUGGAGUUUCUGAGGGGUUAUCUUUUCCAAAAUGAGAUGGACAAGGUGCAUCAGAAAAAUCGAUCCUUCGCCCACCUGGAGGAGACAUACGGUCCAAACAACGCAGGUGCCUUUUUCAUCCUGAAGCAGGGAGGAGCAGUCAAGUUUCGAGACAAGGAGUGGAUCAGGCCAGAUAAGUAUGGCCAUUUCUCUCAGGAAUUCUGGAAUUUCUCAGAGGUGCCUGUCGAAGCUGUGGAUGCCAGUGGCUGUGCCAUCAACUACGAGGGCCUGGAAAACCUCCACCACCUGAAGGACCUCCAGUCCUUGCUGCUGCAGCGCUGCCCGCACGUGGAUGACUGGUGUCUCAGCCGCCUCUACCCACUGGCCGACUCGCUGCAGGAGCUCUCGCUGGCCGGUUGCCCCCACGUCUCCGAACGGGGCCUCGGCUGCCUCCAUCACCUCCAGAACCUCCGCUGGCUGGACAUCUCCGACCUCCCUUCCGUGUCUGACCCAGGCCUCACUCAGAUCUUGGUGGAGGAGAUGCUGCCCAACUGCAAUGUCGUGGGGGUCAACUUGGCUGAGGGCCUGGAAUUGGGGCCAGAGGAGCAGCCUCGGGACACGGACAGGCCCGUCCCUGCCUAGCCUUCAGCCCUGUCCCCAUUCAAGUGGCUUUUCAGCAGACUGCAUGGAAUGUCUGGUAGCUCACCACACUUCUGGCUUCUGUUUGUCUUCACUCAACAUGGGGGUUGGGGAGUGGCGCUGGCUGAUCACAGGGAAAGAGAGUGAGGUCACACUAUUUAUUCCUGGCUGCCCUUGGCUAACGGUCAUAGCUCCUGUGCUCCCGUCACCCUGUCAGGCAGCCCUUUUCAUGCCCCUUUUCGGGCCUGGGGACAUCAAGGCUCAGGCUGUCGGCAGCUGCAGGGAGCCACAUUCACCUUGUCGGGAGACUCUUCUCAAACUGUCUUCAUGUGAGUGCGCUGCCAUUUCUUCGAGGGACCCUGACUGAUACAGAGGCUACUGCUAACACUUUACAGGGAUGGUUCUCUCUCGUUGGGGGCGGAGGGGGGCGCUCUGCUCACGGCAGGACGUGCGUGCAGCAUCCUUGGCCCCACUCACUAAAGGCCAGCACAGCCCAGGCCCCACGGUAUUGCUGGUUGUGGAUUUACUGACCUUCAGUUCCACAUUCAGCUUUUUUUGGUCUGCUGUUUUUUGAAAGGGGGGAUCUGGGCCUUUGCAGGAUUUUCCCUUUGCCAGUGACAUAAGCUUUGUCAGCAGAGGGCGCCUAACAGGCAUUGGAGGAGGAAAGCCACUUCCCUCCUGGUUCCUGUUGGUUGUGCGCCUGCCUCUGGGUUCCGCAGUGCACGUGGCUUCCCCAGCACCCAGCUCUUGAGGUGUCAGGAGGUCAGCAGCUGCCCCCGGCACCCUCCAUCUCCCAGUAGUUGCAUAGGAGACACAGUGCCUCCAUUGAGGCACCUCUCUGGGAAUAACUUUCCCCAGCACCCCAGAUGGAUUUCCAGUCAAUUCAGAAGCAUUUUAUCAUUGAAGCCCUCAUUAUUCCAGUUCACUGUUAAAGCCAGUAAUUCUCUAUAUUAAAUGGUCCCUGUUUGAGUUAC
This is a messenger RNA of Saimiri boliviensis boliviensis (Bolivian squirrel monkey), 1773 nucleotides long. It is a transcript of the gene DMAC2, whose product is annotated as distal membrane arm assembly component 2. The record is from RefSeq and is a predicted model, not a curated record. NCBI's taxonomy places the organism in Eukaryota, Metazoa, Chordata, Mammalia, Primates, Cebidae.